Messenger RNA from Pezoporus flaviventris, 3282 nucleotides. RefSeq names its product THAP domain containing 12 (gene THAP12). Lineage: Eukaryota; Metazoa; Chordata; Aves; Psittaciformes; Psittacidae. The transcript is spliced from 5 exons. Gene Ontology annotation, molecular function: protein dimerization activity. The record is from RefSeq and is a predicted model, not a curated record. Bases 93 to 2396 code for a protein of 767 amino acids.
UCCUCCUCCUCCUCCCCACAUACACCCCCCCCCCCCCUUUCCCUCCCCUCCCUCCGGCAUUUAAAGGGGCAGCGGCGCCAACCCGCGGGACCAUGCCGAACUUCUGCGCGGCUCCCAACUGCACCCGCAAGAGCACCCAGUCCGACCUCGCCUUCUUCCGCUUCCCCCGGGACCCCGUCAGGUGUCAAAGAUGGGUAGAGAACUGUCGAAGGGCAGAUUUAGAAGAUAAAACUCCAGAUCAACUCAACAAGCAUUACAGGUUGUGUGCUAAACAUUUUGAGACUUCUAUGAUAUGCAGAAGUAGCCCUUACAGAACGGUUUUACGGGAUAACGCUGUGCCAACCAUAUUUGAUCUCACAAGUCACCUGAACAAUCCCCACAGCAGACACAGGAAAAGGAUAAAAGAGCUGACUGAAGAUGAAAUAAGAACACUGAAGCAACAGAAGAUUGAUGAACCUUUUGAACGGGAACAGGCAACUCGAGAGUUGAAUGAAAACAAUGAACAAAACGCUGUCCCCGAGGAAGGAGGGGAAGAACAAGAGGAAGAAGCUGUCCCCUUAACACUGGAAGAAAGAGAAAACAAAGAUUACCUUAAAUCUUUGUUUGAAAUACUGAUCCUAAUGGGUAAACAAAAUAUUCCUUUGGAUGGCCAUAAUGUUGAUGAGCUUCCAGAAGGUGUUUUUGCUUCCGAUAACUUUCAGGCUCUACUGGAAUAUAGAAUAAAUGCUGGAGAUGAAGUUCUGAGGAAGCGGUUUGAGAUGACUGCGGUCAACCUUGAGUAUUGUUCAAAAACUCAGCAGAAACAAAUGCUUGAGAUCUGUGAAAAUUGCGUUAGAGAAGAGACACUGAGGGAAGUAAGAGACUCGCAUUUCUUUUCUAUUGUCACCGAUGAAGUAGUAGACAUAGCAGGAGAGGAACAUUUGCCUGUGUUGGUGAGAUUUGUUGACGAUUCUCAUAAUCUAAGAGAAGAAUUCAUCGGGUUUUUACCGUAUGAGGCUGACCCUGAAAUUUUGGCUGUCAAGUUCCACACGACUAUUACUGAGAAGUGGGGUCUAAACAUGGAGUACUGUCGAGGCCAAGCCUACAUCGUCUCCAGUGUGUUUGCUUCUAAAAUGAAAGUUGUGGCUAAGAGACUCUUGGAAAAGUAUCCACAGGCUGUGUAUACGUUGUGUUCCUCGUGUGCCUUAAAUGUUUGGCUGGCAAAAUCCGUUCCUGUUGUUAGUGUUUCCAUUGCGUUAGGAACAAUGGAAGAGGUUUGCUGUCUUUUCAGCCAGUCUCCACAAUUACUGGUAGAACUGGACAACACAAUUUCUGUUCUUUUUCAGAACAACAAGGACAGGGGUAACGAUUUGAAGGAGAUCUGCCAUUCCCAGUGGACAGGCAGGCAUGAUCUGUUUGAAGUUUUAGUGGACCUCCUGCAAGCAUUGGUACUGUGCUUGGAUGCGGUAAGCAGUGACUCAUCUGUCAGGUGGAACACCUGCUUUGCUGGUCGAGCAUUUGUACUUUCAAGUGCUUUAACAGAUUUUGACUUCAUCGUCACUGUUGUCAUUCUGAAAAACAUCCUCUCUUUUACAAGAGCAUUUGGGAAAAAUCUCCAAGGCCAAACAUCAGAUGUGUUCUUUGCAGCCAGCAGCUUGACAGCAGUGUUGCAUUCUCUGAAUGAAGUGAUGGAGAAUAUCGAAGUUUACCAUGAAUUCUGGUUUGAGGAAGCAACAAAUCUGGCUACAAAACUGGAUGUACAAAUUAAACUCCCAGGAAAGUUUCGUCGGGCACAACAGGGGAACUUUGGCGCCGAGGUAACGUCAGAAAACUACUACAAAGAAAUCCUUAGUAUCCCCACAAUGGAGCAUAUUAUUCAAGAAUUAAAAGAUAUAUUCUCAGAACAACAUUUAAAAGCUCUUAAGUGUCUGUCAUUGGUGCCCUCAGUCAUGGGGCAGCUCAAAUUCAACACAUCUGAGGAGCAUCACGCUGACAUGUACAAAAAUGACUUGCCUAAUCCAGACACGCUUUCUGCUGAGCUUCACUGUUGGAGAAUCAAGUGGAAGCACAGAGGAAAAGACAUUGAACUCCCAUCUACUAUUUAUGAAUCACUUCACUUGCCUGACAUCAAGUUUUUCCCUAACGUUUAUGCGUUGCUUAAAGUCUUGUGCAUACUUCCGGUGAUGAAGGUGGAGAAUGAGAAGUACGAAAUAGGACGAAAGCGCUUAAAGGCCUACCUGAAAAACACCUUGACAACACAAAGGUCGAGCAACUUAGCUUUGCUGAACAUAAACUUUGACAUAAAACAUGACUUAGAUUUAAUGGUGGACACCUACAUUAAACUCUAUCCCUAUAAAGCGGAGUUUCAAGAAGACUUUACUCCCUCAAACAACACUGAAGUAACAGGAGAUGCUUAAUUUUUUAAGCUCUACCCAAGCUGUUGAAACAGCUUUUAAUUAAGCUUCAACUCUGAGGGAAAAAAAACCUGAAAUCUCAAAUCACUGCAACUGUAUUUCCAUUUUAGGUCUUAGACUGAAGCAGUCGGUCAGUGACCCAGAUUAUGGUUUGUUAGUCUGCAUUAAAUGUGCUGUGCAAACAAAAUCAAGCCUGAAAACAAAGCCAUGCUCUUGGCAAAGGUGCUGGUUAACUAGGUGCUCAUGCAUUGCAUCUUGGAAAUUGCAUUGUGGUGGUAGGUCUGAUGGGGCUGCUACAUAUUUGCUCAUGAGUUAGGAUAAGAAAAAAACCACCCCCAAAAUGCUAAAAAGAGUAUUGACCAUUUCAGAUCUGUUACUUUAGGCUUUUAUUCUCUUGGAAACCUUUUUAAAAAGAAGUCUUUGAUGUAUAUUUAAAUGUCAUUUUGGAGAGUGGAUUCAGCUAUGGCACGAUCCCAGUGCUGUGCACUGCUCUCAGUGUAAAGAGAAUGUUAGUGGCAUAGAGGUACGUUUAUGGUUUCCUUGGAAGACUCAACCUCUUAAAUCUCUUAAUGACUGUUUACAUUCCUUUGUGUGAGAGACAAACCUUUUGUUUCUUUUAGGCUUUUAACAGGCAUGGCAGGAGUAUGGGAAUUCCUAAAAGACACUAAAAACUUAACAUUGAUUCCAUUCAAUCUGUUCUGUCCCGACUCUGACACAAACCCAUACAUCUUCUCGUCUGCUUAUUUGUAAACUCACCCAGGAGGGAUUAAAAUCAGCAUUUGUUGUUUGUCUAGAUGUAAGAUUGAAAAUACUGCUGUUAUUUUUGGCAAGAAUGAAACAUUUUUGUACAGUUUAUUGCAAUUGAAAAUAAAAUGUGAAUUGCUUUUUA